Molecule: messenger RNA, 1258 nt
Organism: Ziziphus jujuba (common jujube)
Lineage: Eukaryota; Viridiplantae; Streptophyta; Magnoliopsida; Rosales; Rhamnaceae
Product: replication protein A 32 kDa subunit A
Exons: 10
Coding region: 175-1014 (279 amino acids)
Biological process (GO): nucleotide-excision repair; DNA replication; double-strand break repair via homologous recombination
Cellular component (GO): nucleus; chromosome, telomeric region; DNA replication factor A complex
Molecular function (GO): DNA binding
Source: RefSeq, a predicted model, not a curated record
AAAAAAAAAAAAAAAGCAAUAGCGGGAAAAGGAAACUUAAUGGCGGGAAGUCAUUUAGUGUUCGAAGCGAGGGGCUAUAAAAUCAAAUCUGCUACGGCCGCUCAUCCCCAAAUUAAAAUCAAAAUCUCCACCCAAAAAGAGCGAUAGAUCUUGGGGAUAUCUAUCAGAUUAGAGAUGUUCUCCGCGAGCCAAUUCGACGCCACCAAUGCAUUUUCUGGGGGUGGAUUUAUGUCAUCUCAGCUCACCGAUUCCACCCCUUCUGCUGCAAAGAGUCGCGAAACUCAUGGCCUGGUUCCCGUGACGGUGAAGCAGAUAAGCGAGGCUUAUCAAUCUGGCGACGAAAAAUCAAAUUUCGAGAUCAACGGUGUUGACAUUUCCAAUGUUACUUUGGUUGGAAUGGUGUUUAACAAGACUGAAAGAAACACUGACGUCAAUUUCACUCUGGAUGAUGGAACUGGACGGAUUGGAUGUAGAAGAUGGGUGAAUGAGGUAUUUGAUACAAGGGAAAUGGAGGAAGUACAGGAUGGCAUGUAUGUUCGUGUUAAUGGGCACUUGAAGAUAUUUCAAGGCAAUCGCCAACUGGUUGCCUUCUCCGUAAGGCCUGUGACAAACUUUGAUGAAAUUGCGUUUCACUUUAUUGAAUGCAUACAUAACCAUUUGCAGAGUUCUAAAAUACGGCAGCAAGGAAGUGAUACAACUCAUUCUCAGUCUAAAGACUCAUCUCUGAGCACUCCUGUGAGUAGUGGAUCUAAUGGAUAUCAGACAGCCUCAUCUAGUCAAUUCUCUGGUCAAUUUAAUACCGAUGGAGUAAAGAGCUGCGAUCAGUUGGUUCUUGACUAUCUACAGCAGCCUUCAAGCAUUGGGAAGGAAAAGGGGAUUCAUAAAGAUGAACUUUCCCAACAGCUAAAAGUUCCUAUGGCAAAGAUUACGGAAGCCAUCAGAGCACUUGAAGAGGAAGGUUUGAUAUAUUCGACAAUCGAUGAGUUUCACUACAAGUCAGCUCAAUAUGGUUGAGUAUUUCAAAAUUUAACUUCACCUAGACAAACAGACCUAUAUAUAGGAAUGCUGUUAGUGUAAAUUAAGUUUGCCUUCCCCCCCCCCCAACCUUCUACAGUAUUUAGUUUGUUUUGGUUGUUCUAGUAGUAGAUAUUUUGCGAAGUGCUGCAAUUACUCAUUUGAUGUCUUUGGUAAACUUACAAGCUACGCCUACAUGUAUUGCUAGUUUUUAUGAAGUAAAUUUUUGGUGUUCUAAGGAUUA